AUGGCUGCUGCUGUCGCCAGAUAUCCUUCUAUGCCCGGUCGUUCUUCGACACCUCCACCGCACCUGUCGCUCAACACCUCUUCUCGGGGUACGCCUACUGCCAUUCCCAACAAGCACAUCCCGGAGUGCUCUCCUGGUGGACUCCCUGCAACUCCCCCAGCAUCGCCCCCGCGCCAGGACAGUCUUAUUGAAACCUCGUCAAUCACAUACCCACCAGAUGCAUACUGUUCACUCUACUCCGAUGACCCGCCCGUGUACACCAUCACAGCGGAUCGCAUGGCGGAGGCCCUAGAGCACAUUGCAACGCAGCCGCUUCCGAACCCCGACCAAGUCUUUCCGUGGAUGCAUGGUCUUCACUCCGAGAAUCAGAUACAACUUGCUUUCUUCUCUUCUCGUCGCAGAAGCGGUCGGAAAGUUCCCAGAUGCAUUCGCAGUAUUACUGUCGUCAAAACCGGCGGGAAUCUGUCAGCUUCCAAGCUCAAGGGCGCAAUUGCACCAGAUGAGCUACUGGAAUCGGUGUCUUCUGAUACUCCCAGGUUCAUUGAAUGUGACCCCAAGGAUGGCUUUUCUGUGCGCAACUUCCAGAUCCAGGCCUGUAAACUGGCUAUGGUGUCUGACAUCAUAGUAUAUGGCGACCACAAAACCAAGCCGCAAGACACAAUUGCGCUAGCUCAGAAGAUUUCCAGAGCGCAGAGGCAGUAUGAAGCAAGGAACGGGUUUCCGCAUUGCUUGUUCAACACGUUCAUGCUCUCAGAUCCCUUUGCGUCCAUGCAGGAGAAGUACCCGAAGCUAGUUGCUAUUAAUUCUACUGGCGACAUGACAGGAGAGAUCGCCGAUUUCUUCUAUUGGGAACGAUAUGAGAUGAGUGCGAUGUCGAAAGCAACUGAGAUCAGCAACAACGUUUUCUUGGGACCAACGCCUGAUCAAGCACUGCAUCCGGACUGCAUGGGAGAAGAAGGCUACGAUAUGCUGAUUGAAGCGACUGAUCUUGCGCAUGUACCCGAAUCGCGCUCGCUCCGAGCCCUCCGCAUGGGUCUGGAACGAGUUCACCGCAAGUCUACCCUGCACAUGGAAUUUCCCUCAUCCGGAAGCAUCAUGCCUCCUACAUGGGCGCAUGGCGAAGUUGACGGCCUGAUGGAAAUGUGCAAGUGGAUGUACGAGCUGGCGAACCCACAAGAGGUCCGGCGGUCGAAGCGACGACGGGAAGAAGAAGACGAAGCUAUAGAGAUGGACGACAUUGCUGCGCCACGCAAGUUUUUGAUACACUGCACCGAUGGUUAUACCGAGACGACACUUCUGGCUUUGGCUUACUUCAUGUAUGCGGAAGGCCUACCUGUUCACGAUGCUUGGAUUCAAAUGCAUCGCGACAAGGGCCGCAACUUCUUCGCAUACCCUUCGGAUGUUGCCCUUCUAACAGCGAUCCAACCUCGGAUCCUUCAAGACUCCCCUCGCUUCAACCAGAGUGUUCUUAAUCUUUCCGAACCACGCUGGCUUUCGAAGCUCGACGGCAGUCUGCCCAGUCGGAUCUUGCCUUACAUGUACCUCGGCAACCUUGGACACGCUAACAACCCGGAGCUCCUCCGCGCUAUGGGCAUUAACCGCAUCCUGAGUGUUGGAGAACCGCUUUCUUGGCCGGAAGACGUCAAGAAGAAGCUCGACUGGCCUGCCGAGAACUUCCUGAUGGUCGACCGAGUUCAGGACAAUGGCGUAGACCCGCUCUGGGGCGAGUUUGAGCGCUGCCUGAAAUUCAUUGAAGCAGGCAAGAAAGAAGGAGGCGCUACUUUAGUGCAUUGUCGUGUUGGCGUGUCGCGUUCUGCAACGAUUUGUAUUGCUGAAGUUAUGAACGAGAUGGGCCUAUCCUUCCCUCGUGCCUACUGCUUUGUUCGGGCACGACGACUUAAUGUUAUAAUUCAACCACACCUUCGAUUCACUUACGAACUUCUUAAGUGGGAAGAGUACCAGCGUCAACGACGUAAUGAGCCUCUUCGCCGCGACCUGGAGUGGGCAACAGUUGCGCGCGAAAUCGCGCUGAUGAACAAGCCCUACUCCAGAUAA
Alternaria incomplexa is the source of this 2055-nucleotide messenger RNA. RefSeq lists its product as uncharacterized. The record is from RefSeq and is a predicted model, not a curated record. Gene Ontology annotation, biological process: protein dephosphorylation; nuclear DNA replication. NCBI's taxonomy places the organism in Eukaryota, Fungi, Ascomycota, Dothideomycetes, Pleosporales, Pleosporaceae. Bases 1 to 2055 code for a protein of 684 amino acids. The transcript is spliced from 5 exons. Gene Ontology annotation, molecular function: protein tyrosine/serine/threonine phosphatase activity.